Messenger RNA from Meloidogyne enterolobii, 420 nucleotides. NCBI's taxonomy places the organism in Eukaryota, Metazoa, Nematoda, Chromadorea, Rhabditida, Meloidogynidae. The record is from the annotation of a GenBank genome assembly.
AUGGCAACAAAUAUUCUAAAAUUAAAAAGUGGACGUAAAAUUUAUUAUUCAACAAAAGAAUCUAUAGAAAAUAAAUUAAUUUCAAACAAAAUAAAAUUAAAUAAUUUAACAGAUUUGGAAAAUAAAGUUUAUGAAGGAGGACUUAAAAUUUGGGAAUGUUCUUUAGAUUUAAGUUAUUUUAUUGAUUCAAUGUCUUUUGAAGGAUUUAAUGUUCUUGAGCUUGGUUGUGGUGCUGGAUUGCCUUCGAUUGUUGCUGCUUUAAAUGGGGCAGCGUCUUUGACAUUACAAGAUUUUAAUGAUUAUGUUUUGGAGGCUAACACAAAAAUUAAUUUUCAAUUGAACGGAAUUGAUUUAUCAAAAUGUUCUUUUGUAAAAUGUGAUUGGGCAAAUUGUUUAGAAUUGGAAGGAUUUAAAAAGUAA